CAAGUGGAAGCGUUUUUUGGGCAGUGAGAGCGCGAUCUGUUUUGUGAUGAAAGCCGCGGUUUGAACUGAGACUAAGAUGAGUUCGCCGGUUAGGGAGAUUGAGGUUAACGUGGUUUCCAGUCCGGAGUCCAGCAGGAACGCUAGCCCGGAACCGGACAAUUUCCGGUUGAUCAACCAGCUGGCCACGUCGAACAUCACGUGUUUUCCGGUGAUCAAAAGUGGCGAGAAGACUGAUGAUAAGGAUGGUGUGAAGCAGAAGGGGUCCAGUGGGUCCACGAAUUUCUCGAUUAGCAGUAUCUUGUCGAGGACGGAGCCGGCGUUGAAGAAGAAUGGUUUUUUUCCGGGUGUUGAGAGGAGUUUGGCGGCGGAUGCCGAUGGGAGUAUGUUGUCAAGAUUGGGCCUUAUGUCACAUUUUGGCGCCUUGGCCGCAGCUAGUAGUAGAUAUGCUGCUCUUUGUGGAAAUCCAACAGACCCAAGGACGUUACCUUGGUACUGGGGAAGGCUUCCAUCACAUAUACAGGAGAAAUGUAGUUCUAACGGUGGAUCUAUCAAUGACGAACAAACCCCACCCACUUCACCAAGACGAGAAGAAGACAACAACGGAAGAAAUAACACAGAAACAAGCAGGUCACCUAGAGCAUCAACUCCUUCAGACAACCACAGGUCACCCCCCUCUAGUCCACAUCAAAACGUGAUGCCAACUCCUCACCCAGCCUUCCUAGACCAGAGUUAUGUAAAUAUGAGAUCCAAAAGCCCCUACAGAGAAACCGAUAACAUGACCAUAGACGAGGAGAUGGAAGAAGAAGAAAGUGACUACGAUAACGACAAAGAUAAAAAAGUUCAAAACUCUAGUCUCAGCCCUGGAGGCUCCAUGGCCAACAAAAGGAAGAAGAAGACGCGUACAGUCUUCUCCAGGUCGCAAGUGUUUCAACUGGAAUCAACGUUCGAUAUGAAGAGGUAUCUUUCGUCAUCAGAGAGAGCAGGAUUGGCUGCUAGUUUACACCUAACAGAGACCCAGGUGAAGAUCUGGUUCCAAAACAGGAGAAACAAGUGGAAGAGGCAGCUAGCUGCUGAGUUGGAAGCUGCAAACAUGGCGCAUGCAGCUCAGAGACUAGUCAGAGUUCCAAUUUUAUACCAUGAGUCAGCCAAUUCGUCUAUCAGGCAUCCUUUCGACCAAACGCAUCCCUUAUCAUUGCAUCACCCUCUGGACCCUUCUAGGGAAGGUGGUAGCUCUGGAGCAACUUCAGUUGGCAGUACUGGAGGCUAUCCCAGUUCUCUUUACUACCACCACCAAGCAGUGGCAGCUGCAGUUCACAAUUUACCUUCUAGUCCAGUCAGACCACCGAUGUCAGGUCUGGUUUGAAGAUUUUCAGUGUAAGUUCUCGGGUUUUGUGCAAAAUGGGCUUUCGUGUUGUACAUCUCAGGAUUUAUUGGUGAAUUCUAGAAACGAAGAAGCCCCAAUGCUUCGUUUACCUAUGAAAAAACUUGGACGUGCAAAGCAUAGACACGGAUUUUGUAAAUAGUGCAUAUUUGUAUUUAUAUAUUUAUUUUAAUUGUACGUAGUAAAUUGUAAAUAGAGGCAUAAUUUUCGAAUGCUACCGCAGUUACCUUCAAGCCAAAAACUAACUUAAGUAUCUAUGUUCGUUGUAAUUAGUAGCAGACUG
This is a messenger RNA of Harmonia axyridis, 1664 nucleotides long. RefSeq names its product homeobox protein Hmx (gene Hmx). Gene Ontology annotation, molecular function: RNA polymerase II transcription regulatory region sequence-specific DNA binding; DNA-binding transcription factor activity, RNA polymerase II-specific. The transcript is spliced from 3 exons. Lineage: Eukaryota; Metazoa; Arthropoda; Insecta; Coleoptera; Coccinellidae. Gene Ontology annotation, biological process: regulation of transcription by RNA polymerase II. Bases 77 to 1363 code for a protein of 428 amino acids. Gene Ontology annotation, cellular component: nucleus. The record is from RefSeq and is a predicted model, not a curated record.